This is a messenger RNA of Cinara cedri, 1449 nucleotides long. The record is from the annotation of a GenBank genome assembly. Lineage: Eukaryota; Metazoa; Arthropoda; Insecta; Hemiptera; Aphididae.
GUAAAAGAAAGGAAAGAUCCUAUUGAUUCGAAAGAAACAAUAUAAAUUAUAUGUUAUAUAGAUAUAUACACAAGAGUUAUUAAAUAAAUUGUAAAAUUUAGAGAACAACGAUAUUUUUAUUUAAUAUUAAAGAGAAUUUAUUUUUAACUGUCUUUGAAUGAAUAUGUCUCCUAUGAAAAGGGAAUACUUGGUAAGUUUACCCAAAUUUUAUAUAGGUACCUAAAUUUUUUGUAUACAAUUAUAUUAUUAUUUUUAUUUUUUAUACCUAUUUCAUUAUUGUAUGUAGCCUCCACCAUUAUCGCCAAGUCCCGUUUUAGAUAUAAGCGAUGAUGAAUUGGUGACGAUUUCGGUACGUGAUUUGAAUCGCCAACUUAAGAUGCGUGGUUUAACAAGAGAUCAAAUAGUGCGUAUGAAACAACGAAGAAGAACAUUGAAAAAUCGAGGUUAUGCAGCCAGGUAAUUGUUUAUUAUUUUUUAAAUUUUCUUUUCAGAUAUUAUUAUAAUUGUUUUCAAAUACUUCAUUAAAUUUAUCAAAGUUAAGAAGUAACGUUUAAUUAUAAAUAGAUGCAAUAAUUACAAUUAUAUAGGCAAUAAAUGUAUACAAUAAAUUAUAUUGUAGUUAUUAUCAUUGGUUUAACUUAUAUUUUAUGAAUGAAAAAGUAAAAAUUGUCUAAAAUUACAGCUGCCGUAUUAAGAGAAUUGAACAAAAAGAUGAACUAGAAACAGAGAAAUCUCAAGAAUAUCAGGAACUAGAUGAUUUGCAACAUUCAAAUAAUAUGAUUCGAUCAGAGGUUGAAAAUACUGUCAGACAAUUUGAAAUGCUUAAAAUAUUUGCUGCAGCUAAUAAAGUUAUGUUACCAUUAGAAAUUCAAUCAUUGUAAUCGGAAGUUCUUUUUAAUUUAUUUUAAUGUGGGCCAAACAGUAUUAUGACCUUUACAAUUAGCCUACUAUUAGAAUUAUCAAGAAUGGGCUAUUUGUUUACUUAAUUGCUAAAAAUACUAUUUAAACAAUUUUUAUAAAAGAUAUUUAGGUAAAUGGGUAUAUAUUUUAUUAUAAUUGAUAUAUUUUUAAGCAAAUUGUUCAUGGUGUAUGUCAGUGUUCUAUUUAAUAGCAAAAAUAUAUUUUUGUAUUUAUAUAAAUGUUAAACCUUGCAAUAAAUCAUUGACAAUUAUAUACCUAGAAAAUAACUUUAUUUUAUUAUUAAUAUUUCAUAUUGAAAGUAUAACAUUUAUUUUAAAGACAAAUAUCUAAGUAUAUUCAAAUUAUUGAACUAUAAAAUCCAGAAUGUGAUUUUUAAACUAAAUGUAUGUUCCUUAACUUCAAAGUUUGUUGUAUGUACAAUUUCCUAUAGUUAAAUUCAAUAUAUUAUAUGAUGUUUUUGAAAUAAGAUGCUAAUUUUUUAUUUGACUUACAAAUUAAUUGUAUUUAAUUAAAUAAAUAUACAUUUUA